This is a messenger RNA of Eurytemora carolleeae, 1973 nucleotides long. RefSeq lists its product as uncharacterized. NCBI's taxonomy places the organism in Eukaryota, Metazoa, Arthropoda, Copepoda, Calanoida, Temoridae. Bases 1 to 684 code for a protein of 227 amino acids. The transcript is spliced from 7 exons. Gene Ontology annotation, cellular component: cytoplasm. The record is from RefSeq and is a predicted model, not a curated record.
AUGACGGAGUCAAACAGGCUAUGUCGUGGAGACUUGGAGGAACCUCUCCAGCUCAGAUCCUAUCUAAACCUGACAAUUUCAAGCGAAGACGAGGAUUUUACGGAGACAUUAUCUAAACAGUACCAUAGCCUGAGUUUGGUUAGCAGAGAAGCUCAGCGGAAUGACUGGAGGGAUGAGCUGGGCAGGACGGAAAAGGAAAUAGAAGAUCUCAGAACUCAGCUCCUGGCUAAAGUUAGGCAUGCGAAUAUGCUGAAGACAAGACUUGGUAUCACAGCUUGGAGAGAAUUUUCUACAGAUAUCAAGGUCGGGUUGAAGAAGGUUCAAGAGUCCGGAGUAUAUCUCAAGGUUGGAGAAACCUUCUCAGAUAUCGGAGAGAGUAUUGAGGAAUUCAAGAAAACUAUUCAGAAGGACACGAUGUAUCAGAAAACUGUUCUUGAACUGGAGAAAGCUAAAGAAAAAGCUGCGACCGUAAAAGAAAAAGCAACUACCGAACUUCUUGUUGCUAAAGAGAAAACAGCUUCUGAGCUAUUGCUUGCUAAAGAGAAAGCAACAAGUGAGCUACAGAUGGUUCAGAAAAAGACGAGUGAAAGCCUAGGUUCUGUUCAAAAGAAAGCGUCUGCCAUCGUUAGGACACAGGACAUUAGAGAGUAUAGGGCAGAGGAAAGGACUGAUACAGGAGAGUAAUUGAUAUCCAAGGAUACAGAGAUGAGGUGGAUACAGGAGAGUAAUUGAUAUCCAAGGAUACAGAGAUGAGGUGGAAACAGGAGAGUAAUUUAUAUCCAAGGUUAUAGAGAUGUGAGUGGAUACAGCUAGAGUAAUUGGUAUCCAAGGAUAAAGCAAUAUGGGUGGAUACAGGAGAGUAAUUGAUAUCCAAGUAGACAGAGAUGAGGUGGAUACAUAGAGUAAUUGAUAUCCGAGGAUACAGAGGUUAGGUGGAUACGGGAGAAUAAUUGAUAUCAAGAGAUACAGAGAUUUUGGUGGAUACAGGAGACUAAUUGAUAUCUAAGGAUACAGAGAUGUAGGUGGAUACAAAAGAGUAAUUGAUAUCCAAGGAUACAGAGAUGAGGCGGAUACAGGAGAGUAAUUGAUAUCCAAGGAUACAGAGAUGAUGUGGAUACAGAAGAGUAAUUGAUAUCCUAGGAUACAGAGAUGAGGUGGAUACAGGAGAGUAAUUGAUAUCCAAGGAUACAGAAAUGAAGUGGAUACAGGAGAGUAAUUGAUAUCCAAGGAUACAGAGAUGUGGGUGGAUACAGGAGAGUAAUUGUUAUCCAAGGAUGCAGAGAUGUGGGUGGAUACAGAAGAGUAAUUGAUAUCCAAGGAUACAGAGAUGAGGCGGAUACAGGAGAGUAAUUGAAAUCCUAGGAUACAGAGAUGAGGUGGAUACAGGAGAGUAAUUGAUAUCCAAGGAUACAGAGAUGUGGGUGGAUACAGAAGAGUAAUUGAUAUCCAAGGAUACAGAGAUGAGGUGGAUAGAGGACAUUAAUUGAUAUCCAAGGAUACAGAGAUGAGGUGGAUACAGAAGAGUAAUUGAUAUCCAAGGAUACAGAGAUAAGGUGGAUACAGGAGAGUAAUUGAUAUCUAAGGAUACAGAGAUGAGGUGGAUACAGGAGAGUAAUUGAUAUCCAAGGAUACAGAAAUGAGGUGGAUACAGGAGAGUAAUUGAUAUCCAAGGAUACAGAGAUGAGGUAGAUACAGGAGAGUAAUAGAUAUCCAAGGAUACCGAAAUAUGUGGAUACAGAGAUGAGGUGGAUACAGGAGAGUAAAUGAUAUCUAAGGAUACAGAGAUGAGGUGGAUACAGAAAUGAGGUGGAUACAGGAGAGUAAUUGAUAUCCAAGGAUACAGAGAUGAGGUAGAUACAGGAGAGUAAUUGAUAUCCAAGGAUACAAAAAUGAGGUGGAUACAGGAGAGUAAUUGAUAUCCAAGGAUACAGAGAUGAGGUAGAUACAGGAGAGUAAUUGAUAUCCAAGGAUAC